CAGCUGAGUGUCUGGGGGGUGGGACUGCCUCUGCAGGUAGGUAUAUAAGGGCCAGAGACAGCCGGAUGGCCAUUAGUUCGCCUCAACUACUCAUCCUAACAACACCUCGGCGUCCUCUCGUCAUGUUUGCCAAGCUUGCAAUAAAGCUCGUAAUGGCUUUGAUGGUCCUCAUGGCCCUAGCGGAGGCUGCUCCCGGCUAUCUUGGAGGCACCGGAGGCUAUGGUGGCGGCUUUGGAGCCUACGGAGGCUACGGAGCUUAUGGACAUGGCUUUGGCAACGGCGGUGGAUACGGGGGCGGAUUCGGUUACGGCAAGUAAAAAGUCUAAAUGCUCACCUCUCCGUCUACCUGUUGGCCUCUUGACCCACCUGUUGGUUUCCUGGCCCACCUGUUGGUCUCGCAGCAAACUUUAAUUGUUCACCUGCUAGGCUUGCAGUCCAUCUGUUAGUCUCAUGACUUACCUGUUAGAUUCCUAGUCUACCUGUUAGUCUCGUGGAUCAUUUGACAUUCUCGCAGCCCAUCUCUUGAUCUAGUGGCCAACCUGUUGGUCUUCAAGCAAUCAUUUGUUGGUCACUUGGCCCACCUGCUGGUCUCAUGGACCACUUGGUGGUCUUGUGACCCAGCUGUUGAUCAUUUGACCCACCUAUUUACUAUUCUACGUAAUUGUAUGACAUGAAUUUCUUAAUGCGUAAUGAACUGUGAAGUUUUUAAUAAAAUUUAUAGGAAAAA
Molecule: messenger RNA, 727 nt
Organism: Procambarus clarkii (red swamp crayfish)
Lineage: Eukaryota; Metazoa; Arthropoda; Malacostraca; Decapoda; Cambaridae
Product: heterogeneous nuclear ribonucleoprotein A/B
Source: RefSeq, a predicted model, not a curated record